AUGUACAUAAAAGAUAUAGUGGCUCACAAGAGGAGAUUGAUUAAAUUUGAGACAGUCGCACUUACUGAGGAGUGCACUUCACGGGUCCAAAACAAGCUUCCUCAAAAGCUUAAAUAUCUUGGCAGCUUCACCAUCCCUGUGCGAAUUGGUAAUAUCGAUGUGGGGCGUGCUCUUUGUGAUUUGGAGGCGAGCAUAAAUUUGAUGCCCUUAUCCUUGUUCAAACAAUUGGGUCUAGGAGCUCCAAGACCAACCACUGUGAUGUUGCAACUAACUGAUAGAUUCAUAGCCUACCCUAAAGGAGUGAUUGAAGAUGUGUUGCUGCAAAUUGGGAAAUACAUCUUACCAGCAGACUUCAUUAUCCUAGAUUAUGAUGCUGAUGAACAAGUUCCAAUCAUAUUGGGACGACCUCUCUUGGCUACAGGUGAUACAAUUAUUAAAGUGAGAGAGGAAAAAUGA
Molecule: messenger RNA, 456 nt
Organism: Nicotiana attenuata
Lineage: Eukaryota; Viridiplantae; Streptophyta; Magnoliopsida; Solanales; Solanaceae
Exons: 1
Coding region: 1-456 (151 amino acids)
Source: RefSeq, a predicted model, not a curated record